Messenger RNA from Apis florea (little honeybee), 2555 nucleotides. RefSeq names its product LEM domain-containing inner nuclear membrane protein MAN1 (gene MAN1). Gene Ontology annotation, biological process: nuclear envelope organization; negative regulation of BMP signaling pathway. The record is from RefSeq and is a predicted model, not a curated record. Gene Ontology annotation, molecular function: chromatin DNA binding. NCBI's taxonomy places the organism in Eukaryota, Metazoa, Arthropoda, Insecta, Hymenoptera, Apidae.
ACUAUAGAUGACAGAGUUGAGCGUGAAAUAGUGUGAACGAGUAUGCGCGUGAUUGCGACCGUUAGAAAAUUGCGCCAUUUUUUAGUUAUAACCAAGAUUAUUUUUUAAGUUGUGUAGUAUUAUGAAAAAUAUUCAUGAUAUUCUGAAACCUAAUAUAUGUGCAGUUUAGUGAUAGUGCGAAUUUUCAUUUAUGUGAUUUGAACGAAAUUCUAAUUACAUUUCAUAAAAACGUAGUAAGAGCUUCGUAUUACACGAGGCAACAUUUUUACCGGGUUCUUUUAAGAGCACUUUUUUUUGUAUAAACAAAAUGUCGGUGGAUGCUUUGAGUGAUUCAGAAUUGCGAAGUAAAUUGAUGGAAUAUGGAUAUCCUGUAGGUCCCGUAACACAAACCACUAGAAAAAUUCUUGUAAAAAAAUUAAAAAAUCUUAUUGAAACUCGAGGCGGUACAGGGUCACGACAUUCGUUAGCUGCCAGGUAUAGCAGUGAAGAUACAGAUGAUGACACAAGUUCAACAAUUAAUAAAAAGAAAAAAGCAACAGUAAAUAUUAGAAGACAAACUUUAGCAAAUCCUAUGCCUCCACCAGCAUCAGUUUCAACAUCUUCUGAUAUAAACAUAUCAAAAAGUCCAAUUAAAGAUAAAACAACGCAUUCUGAAUUUAAAGAUCCUAUAGUACCAGAUUAUGAUAGUUCUUCACAAUUUACAACUCAACGUACAAUAACAAAAACUCAUAAAAAAUAUACAAAAACAAAUAAAUCAUCAAGUGUAACUGAUGGAUUGGAAACUGGUUCAGAUUCUGAUGUUAUUGAAGAACCAAUUAAAACAUAUUCUCCAUCUAAAUAUUUAUCUAACACAGGAAAAUUUCAAGAAUCUAAAAUCUAUGAGCAUAAUAUUUCUGAUCAAGAUCAAAUUCCAAAAUCAUAUGAUUCAAAACCAAAAUCUAUUCACGUAGUGAAAGAUAAUAAAUAUAGUGAAUCGCUUUUUGAUUCAAACAUUUCUCCAAUACAUUCAUUAAAUGAAGAUACAUGUAUAAAAGACAAUACAAAUCAAAGAGAUCUUCUAGCAAAUUAUGAAACACCAUUCUUAUCGGAAUUUACUAGGAGAUUAAGUUCACGAUCAUCCAUUAAUUUACCAUCUACAUCUUUGUCUACAUUAAAAAGUCCAUCACGAUUUACAUCAAAUGUACCAGAUUUAAAAGAAAAAGAUUCAAAUGGUCAUUUUUCUUCUUUAAGAUCAUUAUAUCCAUCAUCUAGUUCAAGUUCUAGACAUACAACAUCAUCUAUUGAUAGAUCUCGAGAAACAAUGAACAGAAUGUUUAAACAAUCACCUACAAAUAGGGAAGAUGUACGAAAUAAUCACAAUAUGAUAUCUGUAAUUCUCGUAGUGGUACUUGCCUUAUUUUUUGGGAUUCUUGCUGUUAUAUACAUGGGACUUGGUGGAAAAACAGAAACUUUUCCAUCACUUUCAACGGGUAGGUAUUCAGAAUCGUAUUGCAAUAUAUUCUUAGGCCUUCUAGCAGCUAUAGGAAUGCAGAAAUUGUUUGUUUGGUAUAUAAGAUACAAGAAAAGUACAGAAAGAGAAGUUUUUAAACUUGUUAGUGAUAUUAUUAAUAUGGUUGAAAUGCACCAUCAAAAUGCGGUAAUUAAUUCUCCGGGUAGUACACAAGAAAGCUUUCUUGCCAUAAAUCAUAUACGUGAUAAUCUUAUACCUCCAAAAGACCGAAAAAAAAUGGCUGGACUUUGGGAAAAAGCAGUGAAAUUUUUGGAUGAAAAUGAAUCUAGAAUUCGAAGAGAAGUACAACAAGUUUCCGGGGAAGAAUUUCAUGUAUGGCGCUGGUUGCCUAAUAAUAGUCUUAAUAAAUCUAACAGUCAAAAUUUUGUUUUAAAUAAAAAAUCUAAAGUGUGGCAAGGUCAAGCUUUUGAAACAAUGGAAGGUUCUGUUAAUAGUUUGACUUGUUCACCAACACCCUGUUUAAAAAUAAGGCAUAUGUUUGAUGCAGAUGUAGAAUUUGAAGAUGAUUGGGAAACGAAAGUUCAAGAUGCUAUUCUAGAGAAAUGUGGAGAAGGCGUUAAAAUUCUUCACAUUCGUGUAGAUCGCGGUAGUCGAGAAGGUUGUGUUUACAUGAAAUGUAUGUCACAAGAAGAUGCAGGAAAAGCUUAUAGGGCUUUACAUGGAUGUUGGUUUGAUGGUCAUUUAGUAACUGUAAAGUACCUGAGACUAGAAAGAUAUUACGAGAGAUUUCCAGAUGCGCGUCGUUGUACAACACCAUUAAAACCAAGUAACAAUCAACGAUUAUCUAUGCAAGCAGAUUAUUAGUAGAAAUAUGGAUAUAAAUUGACGAAAUACCUCUUCGCUUGUACAUAUACGAUUCUCAAGCAGAAUUUGAAUUUUUUCCGCUGAAAUGAUUGUUUGCGGACCAGAAUUCGCAAGAUUUCUAUUUUUUGCUCUAAAAAAGAAUAGAAUUUCGUACUAUCGCGCAGAAGUAUAGAAUUUAUGAGACUUGCGACUGUGUAAUAGAAUUCUAAGAAUCGAAUGAGCAGAGACUUUUUUAUAAGCA